AGAAAUGGUAAACCUACUUGAAAACGCUACUGCCACUAACCUGUCAAACCAGUUGAACUCAACGAACUGGUUCGCAUCAAACAUAAAUGGCCCUUUGUACGUUUUCCAAGCUCCCAAGUUGUAUCACCACGCGUUUGCCAUGUGGUUGGGUACAAUAUGCGUGGUUGGUGUCAUUGAAAACGCCCUUGUCAUUCACUUCACCAAGUCAGAGGCCAAGGUGAAUGCUGUGGCUGACCUAAGAGAAGGAAGACAUGCCUUGGUGUACUACUUCGUCAAUAACUUGGCCUGGUCCGACCUUGCAGGGGCUCUCUGUACCGCGAUAAACAUCCCGUAUUUCUAUGUCGAGUUAUACUCGGAGAGAUGGAGCUGCCAGCUACUGCGUUUCACUGCCAUCCUCUUUCCAGUCUUAACCAUCUACCUACUCACUUGCAUAAGCAUUGAAAGGUAUAUCGCCGUAGUGUGGCCUUUUCACACUCUCUCGCCCAAGAGCUCCGUGACCACGGUGCGGUGUGGAGGUUGGUGUAUCUGCUCCGUUGUGUCCAUCAUCGGCGCGGUGUCUUAUGGGAACCAUAAGCGUUUCCUUGGAGAUGGUUCUACCUAUGCACUGGAGUGUGGACCCGCCCCAGACCCCACGAGUAGGGUGUUGUUCUUUGUGUUUUUCCUGAUGGCAAACGUCAUUCCUGGUAAGACAUGUGAAGCGUAA
Messenger RNA from Nematostella vectensis (starlet sea anemone), 703 nucleotides. Its product is annotated as type-1 angiotensin II receptor A-like. Bases 5 to 703 code for a protein of 232 amino acids. Gene Ontology annotation, biological process: neuropeptide signaling pathway. Gene Ontology annotation, cellular component: membrane. NCBI's taxonomy places the organism in Eukaryota, Metazoa, Cnidaria, Anthozoa, Actiniaria, Edwardsiidae. The record is from RefSeq and is a predicted model, not a curated record. The transcript is spliced from 3 exons. Gene Ontology annotation, molecular function: G protein-coupled peptide receptor activity.